Galeopterus variegatus (Sunda flying lemur) is the source of this 1857-nucleotide messenger RNA. It is a transcript of the gene SERINC5, whose product is annotated as serine incorporator 5. The record is from RefSeq and is a predicted model, not a curated record. The transcript has 13 exons. Bases 1 to 1704 code for a protein of 567 amino acids. Gene Ontology annotation, cellular component: membrane. Lineage: Eukaryota; Metazoa; Chordata; Mammalia; Dermoptera; Cynocephalidae.
AUGUCUGCUCAGUGCUGCGCGGGCCAGGUGAGCGAGGCCGGGGGCCGCGCGGGGUUGUCGGAACGGACCACCGGGGCAGCAGCCCGGGCGCCAGCCCAGUUCCGCAGUCGGAGGUGGGCCGGUGGUGGGUCGCUGCCCGGGCUGACCCCGCGCCGUCUGGUGAGCGCCUCGGACCCGAGCGCGGUGAUCAGCCGUCCGGGAAAUCCUGUGCACAGGGCGAGCGGGAACGGACGGGGGAAGCCCGGGAGGCGACCCCGCGGUCUUCCCGUCCGGUCUCUGGGAUUCCUCGUGGGGCGGGGCGUGCAGGACACGGGCGGAGAAUCCUGGCUGAUCCAAGGGCGUGUCGUCCCCCGCCCAGGGCACUGGGAGACUGGGGUUUUACACCUUUUGAGCAAGCAUGAAAGCUUCUUUAUUGGCCCUGCUUGUAUCCAGGCAGAGUCAACCAAGCUGGGGGGCUUCAUCAAACAGCUGGCCUGCUGCUGUGGGUCUGCAGGCUGCUCCCUCUGCUGUGGUUGCUGCCCCAAGAUCCGACAGUCGCGGAGCACCCGUGUCAUGUAUGCACUCUACUUCAUCCUGGUCUCCGUCCUCUGCUGCGUCAUGAUGUCAAAAACGGUGGCCAGCAAGAUGAAGGAGCAUAUUCCUUUUUUUGAAGAUAUUUGUAAAGGCAUUAAAGCUGGUGACACAUGCGAGAAGCUGGUGGGGUAUUCUGCAGUGUAUAGAGUCUGUUUUGGAAUGGCUUGUUUCUUCUUUCUCUUCUGCCUGCUGACCUUGAAUGUCAACAACAGCAAAAGCUGCAGAGCCCAUAUUCACAAUGGCUUUUGGUUCUUUAAACUUCUGCUACUGGGGGCCAUGUGCUCAGGAGCUUUCUUCAUUCCAGAUCAGGAGACCUUUCUGAACGCCUGGCGCUAUGUGGGAGCCAUCGGAGGCUUCAUCUUCAUAGGCAUCCAGCUCAUCCUGCUCGUGGAGUUUGCACAUAAAUGGAACAAGAACUGUAUGUCUCAUUUAGCAUUUAAUCAACAACAUUUUUGGAGUAGUAACUAUGUGCCAGACAACGUGGUAGGCACUGAGAAUGUAAAGAUGAGACAGCCGCACUCUGGGCUCCUGCAGUCGGGGGUCAUAAGCUGCUAUGUCACAUACCUGACUUUCUCAGCUCUGUCCAGCAAACCUGUAGAAGUAGUUCUAGAUGAACAUGGGAAGAACCUCACAAUCUGUGCGCCCAGCUUCAGUCAAAACCUGUACCAGGACGAGAACUUGGUUACUGGAUUGGGUACCGCCCUUUUGUUUUCAUGCAUCUUAUAUUCAUGUUUGACAUCGACAACAAGAUCGAGUUCUGAUGCUCUGCAGGGGCGAUAUGCAGCUCCUGAACUGGAAGUAGCCCGGUGUUGUUUUUGCUUUGGUCCCGAUGGAGAAGACACUGAAGAGCAGCAGAAUGUGAAGGAGGGACCAUGGGUCAUUUAUGACGAGAAGAGAGGCACCGUGUACAGCUAUUCCUAUUUCCACUUUGUGUUCUUCUUGGCUUCCCUCUAUGCGAUGAUGACUGUCACCCACUGGUUCAACUAUGAAAGUGCCAACAUUGAGACCUUCUUCAGUGGGAGCUGGUCCAUCUUCUGGGUCAAGAUGGCCUCCUGCUGGAUGUGUGUGCUGCUGUACCUGUGGACACUGGUCGCUCCCCUCUGCUGUCCCUCUCGGCAGUUCUCUGUGUGACAAUGUCGGCAAUCCCCUUGGUUUAGCAGUCCUGCAGGCUGGAAGUGCCAUCCUUUAAACAAGGGUCCCAGAGGGUUGAACAGUGACUGGAGCCCUGUGAAAAGCUGACAUCUCCUGGUGGCUUGAGUAGGUCUGAAAAACCUUUCAGGGGGG